GUCAAAAUGGCACGUCAGCAAGAUGAUGUCGAUGAAUUAUUUGAUGUUAAAAGUGCAUUUUAUGUUGGAAAUUACCAACAAGCCAUCAAUGAGGCACAAAAUGUAUCUCCAUCUACGCCCCUAAUAGCUUUGCAGAGAGAUGCGUUCCUGUACCGCUCGUACAUCGCGCAAGGCAACUACAGGAUAGUGCUACAAGAGUUGAAGACUGCGGACCCCAUGCUGCUGCCGUUGAAGGGCUUGGUGGAUUAUCUGUCGCCAGGCGCUAAUAAAUUGGCUGUUGUGGCAGACAUUGAUGCUAGAGUGCAGAAGGGAACAGAGCUUGUGAACGAAGUGUUUCUGAUUGUAGCGGCCACCAUUUACUACCAUGAGGAAAACUAUGAGGCUGCUCUUAAGAUUCUCCACGGAGCUGAGGCCAUCGAACUCCGCGCCUUCACCCUCCAGUGUCUGCUGGCUAUGAACCGACAGGAUCUUGGCAAGAAGCACCUUGCUACCAUACAAGCCGUGGACGAUGAUAGCACGCUGGUUCAGCUGGGGCAGGCUUGGCUUAAUCUGUCGCAGGGUGGACCAGGAGUGCAGGAUGCGCACUACAGCAUCAUGGAGCUGUCGGAGCGGCUCGGAGCCCUAGGCGCCGGGCCGGCUGCUCUCGGCGCCGCCGCCGCUGCUUCCAGAGGCAUGUGGGAGGAGGCUGAGCAGAUGCUGAGCGAGGCGCAGGCGCGCGCGCCGCAACAGCCCGACUUACUGCUGGGGCUGGCCGUCGCUGCCAGGCACACGCCCAAGCCGCCCGAGGUGGCCUCACGCUACAUAGCCCAGCUGCUAGACAGCCACCCCGACCACCCGUUCACGAAGGACUACAACGCGAAGACCAACGAGUUCCGUCGUCUGGCCGCCCAGUACCAGCCGUCUGUGGCUAGCUAAAUAACACCUUAUUAGUAUCGGUACAGAGAUGAAUAUUGAAUGGAGUUGUAUUCUUGUUUAUUCAUAGAUUAUAUCAUUAUUUACUGAUUAAAA
Messenger RNA from Cydia amplana, 1008 nucleotides. RefSeq names its product coatomer subunit epsilon (gene epsilonCOP). Bases 7 to 915 code for a protein of 302 amino acids. The transcript is spliced from 7 exons. NCBI's taxonomy places the organism in Eukaryota, Metazoa, Arthropoda, Insecta, Lepidoptera, Tortricidae. The record is from RefSeq and is a predicted model, not a curated record. Gene Ontology annotation, cellular component: COPI vesicle coat. Gene Ontology annotation, molecular function: structural molecule activity; protein binding. Gene Ontology annotation, biological process: retrograde vesicle-mediated transport, Golgi to endoplasmic reticulum; endoplasmic reticulum to Golgi vesicle-mediated transport; intra-Golgi vesicle-mediated transport.